AGCAGCCCCCGUUGGACAAGCAGGAUGAAGUACCUUGCAGUUCUCUUCACCAUUGUUGCUCUCGCCGAAUGUCUCGUUAAGAUUCCCUUGCAGAGAGGGAAAAAAGUAAGAGACACUCUCAAGGAGAAAAAUCUGCUGGAAAAUCUUCUUCAGAAACACCGUUAUGACAUUGGUACAAAAUACAACUCAGAUAUUUCUAAGGCUGCCCUGGUGGCUGAAGAACCACUUCUGAACUCCUUGGAUACUGAAUACUACGGAACAAUCUACAUUGGAACCCCACCACAGAAGUUCACUGUUGUGUUUGACACUGGAUCAUCCAAUCUCUGGGUGCCCUCUGUCUAUUGCAGUAGUCCAGCAUGCCAAAAGCACCAGAGGUUUAACCCAUCUCAGUCUUCUACUUUUCAAAGCACUGGACAGACCAUAUCCAUUCGGUAUGGGACAGGAAGCAUGGAAGGGUACUUGGGAUAUGAUACAGUCAAGGUAUCCGGUCUUGCCGUUUCAGAUCAGCCAUUUGGCUUGAGCAGCAGUGAGCCAGGCAUCAUAUUUGUCUAUUCUCAGUUUGAUGGGAUCCUGGGCUUAGGCUACCCAACCAUUGCUGUUGAUGAAGCGACUCCAGUCUUUGAUAACAUGGUGAAACAAGGCUUAGUUCAGCAAAACCUGUUUUCUGUUUAUCUCAACCGAGAAUCAAGUGGGAGCAUGGUCAUUUUUGGUGGAGUUGAUCACUCUUACUUUACUGGUCCUAUUAACUGGAUUCCUGUCACUCAGCAAGGUUAUUGGCAGAUUACAGUGGACAGCAUUCUAGUGAAUGGUCAGACAAUCGCCUGCAGUGGUGGCUGUCAAGCAAUUGUUGACACUGGGACGUCCCUCUUGGCUGGUCCGGCAUAUGAAAUUAGCAAACUCCAAAAUGCCAUUGGAGCUACUGCAGCACAGUAUGGCGAGUAUGAAAUCAACUGCAGCAACCUCCCCAAUAUGCCUGAUGUUGUUUUUGUAAUCAACGGAAUCCAGUAUCCUCUCACCCCUUCAGCCUAUACUAAUCAGGUGAUGCAAGCAGAUUGCACUAGCGGUUUCCAAAACACAUCUGGGGACCUCUGGAUCCUAGGAGAUGUGUUCAUCAGGGAAUACUACAGCAUUUUUGACCGGGAGAACAACCAAGUUGGACUGGCAAAGGCAGUCUAGAAUAAUUGUGCUUUUAAACAACAGCAUGGGCUGUAAUUGCUCAUUUAAUCAACUUACUCAGAUUGCAUCUUAAAUUCAUAGCUAUUUAUUUGAGCAAAUGGCAGCAACUCCAGUUGUGUAUUUUUAAAAGUAAUAUCUAUCUAAUGUCUUUAAAGAACCUACAGAUGAUAAGCACUGUUAUGCCAUAUAUGAUCUGAAAAUUGUGAAUUUCAAAUUAAUAAACUGUCCUAAAGCUAA
Messenger RNA from Lacerta agilis (Sand lizard), 1413 nucleotides. Its product is annotated as embryonic pepsinogen-like. Gene Ontology annotation, biological process: proteolysis. Gene Ontology annotation, molecular function: aspartic-type endopeptidase activity. The transcript has 9 exons. The record is from RefSeq and is a predicted model, not a curated record. Bases 25 to 1176 code for a protein of 383 amino acids. NCBI's taxonomy places the organism in Eukaryota, Metazoa, Chordata, Lepidosauria, Squamata, Lacertidae.